AUGGCACAAGCAAUGGCAUCAAUGGCUGGCCUGCGUGGAACAUCUCAGGCUGUCCUGGAAGGUAGCCUCCAGCUCGGUGGUUCAAACAGGUUGUUGAAUGUGCCCAGUAACACCACUCGUGUGGCUGUGCCACGCCCUGGUCUUACUGUUAGAGCCCAACAACAAGCGUCCGGUGAGCCUGAAACUAGCCGUAGGGCCAUGUUGGGUCUUGUUGCUACUGGUUUGGCUUCUGCUUCUUUUGUUCAAGUUGUUCUUGCUGAAGCUCUUCCUAUCAAAGUUGGCCCUCCUCCCCCUCCCUCUGGUGGACUCCCUGGGACAUUGAACUCUGAUGAAGCAAGAGACCUAGAUCUGCCACUGAAGAACAGGUUUUUCUUACAGCCACUUCCCCCAAAUGAGGCUGCAGCAAGGGCAAAGGAAUCAGCUAAGGAAAUUGUUGGCGUGAAAUCUUUGAUAGACAAGAAGUCUUGGGCUGAUGUCCAAAAUGAUCUUCGGCUUAGGGCUGGGUAUCUUCGUUUUGACCUCAACACCAUUAUCUCCGCUAAGCCCAAAGAUGAGAAAAAAUCCCUCAAGGAACUUAGUGGAAAGCUCUUUGAUACCAUCGAAAAUCUGGACCAUGCAGCAAAGAUUAAAAGCACUCCUGAAGCAGAGAAGUACUAUGCUCAGACUGUAUCUAGUCUGAAUGAAGUUCUUUCUAAGCUUGGUUAA
Dovyalis caffra is the source of this 705-nucleotide messenger RNA. The record is from the annotation of a GenBank genome assembly. Lineage: Eukaryota; Viridiplantae; Streptophyta; Magnoliopsida; Malpighiales; Salicaceae.